AUGCCACAAAACGAAUAUAUUGAGCGACAUAUAAAGCUACACGGUCGGCGGUUCGACCAUGAAACGAAAACGAGGAAGAAGGCAGCCAGGGCAGUAUCGAAAGAAAGCAAGAAGGCCCAAAAACUGCGAGGAAUCAAAUCGAAAAUAUAUAAGAAGCAGAGAUACGCAGAGAAAGUCCAACUCAAAAAAUUGGUUAAACACCAUGAGGAGAAGGAAAUUAAGGAGGAAGUGGUAGAAAAGACCGAUGGAGCCAUUCCAGCAUACCUCCUAGAGAGAGGAGACGUGAACAGAACUAAGAUUCUGAGUAAUAUGAUAAAGCAAAAGAGGAAGGAAAAGGCGGGAAAAUGGGCAGUUCCAAUCCCUAAGGUUAGAGCAAUGAACGAAGAUGAAAUGUUCCGAGUACUGAAAACAGGAAAGAGAAAGAAGAAAAUGUGGAAGAGAGUAGUGGACAAGGCCUGCUUUGUGCCAGAAGAUUUUACAAGAAAGCCUCCGAAAUACGAAAGAUACAUUCGACCAACUGGGUUAAGAUUUAAAAAAGCUCACGUCACACACCCUGAGCUUAAAACAACGUUUUAUCUAGACAUCAUAUCAGUGAAAAAGAAUCCGCAAUCCAACUUAUACACAGGCCUGGGAGUUAUCACUAAAGGAACAAUUAUAGAAGUAAAUGUCAGUGAAUUGGGACUAGUGACUCAGACGGGCAAGGUCAUAUGGGCCAAGUACGCACAAGUAACGAAUAACCCAGAGAACGACGGAUGCAUCAACUCAGUGCUGCUAGUGUAA
This is a messenger RNA of Theileria orientalis strain Shintoku, 780 nucleotides long. RefSeq names its product Tgf beta-inducible nuclear protein 1. Gene Ontology annotation, biological process: maturation of 5.8S rRNA; maturation of LSU-rRNA. The transcript has 8 exons. Gene Ontology annotation, cellular component: preribosome, large subunit precursor; nucleolus. The record is from RefSeq and is a predicted model, not a curated record. NCBI's taxonomy places the organism in Eukaryota, Apicomplexa, Aconoidasida, Piroplasmida, Theileriidae. Bases 1 to 780 code for a protein of 259 amino acids.